AUGUAUACUAACAGAGUCAGUCAAGCGUUCACGUCGGAUCUUCAGCGUGCGCAAAAGACCCUUCAGAUUCAGCUGAAGACCAUUGGUCAGGAGGGCAUCCCAGUGACAAAGGAUCAGGCCUUGAAUGAGCGCGACUACGGCGAGCUCACGGGACUGAACAAGGACGAUGCGCGCAAGAAGUGGGGUGAGGAGCAGGUGCACGAAUGGCGCCGUUCGUUCGAUGUGCGCCCGCCUGGUGGCGAGUCCCUCAAGCUGACGGCCGACCGUGUUCUGCCGUAUUACAGGGAACACAUUCUGCCCGCGGUCAAAGCAGGCAAGUCGGUCCUUGUGACGGCUCACGGCAACUCGUUGCGUGCAUUGAUCAUGGAUCUCGAGCAGAUGUCGGGCGAUGAGAUCAUCAAGACGGAGCUUGCUACGGGCGUGCCGAUUGUCUACAAGAUCGAUGAGAACGGCAAGGUCUCUGACAAGCAGAUUCUGAAGUAG
Messenger RNA from Malassezia globosa CBS 7966, 483 nucleotides. RefSeq lists its product as uncharacterized. The coding region runs from base 1 to 483 and encodes 160 amino acids. The transcript has a single exon. Gene Ontology annotation, biological process: glycolytic process. The record is from RefSeq and is a predicted model, not a curated record. Gene Ontology annotation, molecular function: intramolecular phosphotransferase activity. Lineage: Eukaryota; Fungi; Basidiomycota; Malasseziomycetes; Malasseziales; Malasseziaceae.